AUGUACGACCUUGCCGAGAAUCCAGUCAAUGACUUGGUCAAACAGAAUGGGCGAAAGGGCACAGCCCUGUCGGACACCAGACCGGAUAUCGAACGACUGACAGAGAUUUUUGUGGACCAGAAGUCGUGCGGCGGUAGACCGAUAGUAGGCCUUAAUCAUGGCAAUGAUUUUGGUCCACAUUCCAUCCAGAUCCAUUAUUCGCCACAGGGACUCACGAUGGAUGGAAUCGAAUGCAGCGGCAAAGUCGACGAAAGCAAACGGCCGUCGGUUGCUGGUAGCAAUGGCGGAAUUCUAGAAUGUGUCUCAGUGUAA
Messenger RNA from Dibothriocephalus latus, 312 nucleotides. The record is from the annotation of a GenBank genome assembly. Lineage: Eukaryota; Metazoa; Platyhelminthes; Cestoda; Diphyllobothriidea; Diphyllobothriidae.